AUGGCACCACCUCCGCCCACGGACGUCUCGGUCCUCUGCCUCCGGCUGCACAUGCGCAAAAUGCAGACGCGCGUCGCUGGCCUCCUUGACGCGCUCGCCAAGGCCACGCCGCCACUCGAGCCGCAGUCGUCGCCGGCGAAAGGCGACGAUCUCCGGCCCGGUGAGACCGACAAGAUGAUCGCCGACCUCGUUGUCGAGGUCGAGCGCCUGAAGCACGAGCUCUCGAGCCGCGACGACGAGAACGCACGCCUGCAGAAUGACGCGUCGGCCCUCCAUCGACACAACGUGCGGCUGCAGGAGGAGAAUGCGGCGCUGCGCCUCCGGCUCGAGCACGACGAGGUCGACGCUGAGCUCUCGCCCUCUAAAACAGACGACAUGGACGACGAUCGCAGCUGUAGCAGCAACGAGCGGCCCGUUUACGAUGAUGUCGACGUUGACCGCCUCGCGGUGGAGCUCGACAUCCACACGCAGAACUUGCGCGACGAGCUCCGGCUCAUGGCCCUCGAGCGUGAUCGCCUCGAGACGGAGCGAGACGAAGCCCAAGCCGCUGCCGCGCGCGCACUUGCCGAAGGUAGUCGCCUAGCUGGUCACGCUAACGGCCAACAGCGCAUCAAAUACGUGCAAUCGCUUCGGGACGAGAACAACCGACUCACGCUGCAGCUACGCGACGCCGAGAGCCGCCUCGCCCGCCUCAAGACCGCGCCAACGCUCACCAAGCACGUUGAUGCGACCAAGCCAAGGACCACCAUAAGUAGUACAGGCUCCAAACCGCAGUUGCCUGCGAAAACAACGACGAGCGCCAAGUCGACACUGCCGUCGCAGUCGGGCGACCCAUAG
Saprolegnia parasitica CBS 223.65 is the source of this 837-nucleotide messenger RNA. RefSeq lists its product as hypothetical. NCBI's taxonomy places the organism in Eukaryota, Oomycota, Saprolegniomycetes, Saprolegniales, Saprolegniaceae. The coding region runs from base 1 to 837 and encodes 278 amino acids. The record is from RefSeq and is a predicted model, not a curated record. The transcript has 2 exons.